GGAUAAUAGCGGCAGUAGCAGGAGAUAAGUGGGUCCUCUGUGGUUGGUUUGUCUUAUUUUUGGGCAUGGUGCGCAUUUAGCACGCUUGGUGCAAUAUAUAAUCGCGCAGGGCCAGAUUAUACAGCGACCGUUUCCGAUAGCGUCAUAACUGUGCGCCGGUGUCACCGCCAUUCACUCCGCUGCCGGGAAGCGACCCAUCAGCCCCAUUCUCUGCGGAAACGACGCUUCCUGCCCAGGAUCACACUGGGCCUAAAAAGUGAGGCAUUGGCUGUAAAAGACUCAAUGAAUUUCCUUCGACAUGUCGGAGAAGUCAGGCCAGAGUACAAAAGCAAAGGAUGGGAAAAAGUAUGCAACCCUCAGCCUCUUUAAUACAUACAAGGGAAAGUCGCUAGAAACUCAGAAAACCACAGUUGCUGCUCGUCAUGGACUUCAGAGCCUGGGUAAAGUGGCUGUGUCCCGACGAAUGCCUCCCCCGACAAAUUUGCCCAGUCUUAAAGCAGAAAACAAAGGCAAUGACCCCAAUGUGAACAUUGUGCCUAAAGAUGGCACAGGCUGGGCCUCCAAGCAAGAUCAAUGUGAAGAGGAAAAAACACCAGAAGUGCCGCCACCUCCACCAAAGCCAGUUGUCCCACCACCAGAAGUUCCUGCCGUUGCCAAAUCAUGGGCCAGUGCAAAGCCCGGUGUGCCAGGAGAGGGAGUUAAAGUAAACCGAUAUUUUCAGCAAGAGUUUCCCAGUCUGCAGGCAGCUGGGGAGCAAGAAAAAACAAAAGAUGAUAAUUCAACAGAUGAUUAUGGACCGGGACCCAGUUUACGUCCCCAGACUGAUGUAGCCAGCUGGCGAGAAGGUGGUGGAAGAAAUCUUGGUACCCCAUCUGAACAGGAAUCUACUGCAGCUGCAGAGGAUGGUAGCGCAAAUGCCUCUGUUACUGCUAUCCAGGAUCAGGGCAAGAUUGGUGAUAAACGUGAUAAUAGAUUACUCUCUUGUGCUGCAACACAACCACAACUGAAAAUGAAUGGGCAGCAGCCUGGUGUACCGCCUACAUACAGGGGUAUGAUGCCUCCCUUUGCUGGAAAUAUGUUCCCUUCAUAUUCAAAACUACCAUUUCCUCAAAUACAGGGUCCUACUCGUUACCCUACUCCAGCUGAAGCCAGCAGAGUUCCUAGAGGAAGACCAACACAUUCCUGGGCUGCUGAUGGCGUUGAGCGCCCGUCCAUUAUUAGUGCAAAUGAGCUGAAAGAGCUGGAUAACCUAGAUACGGAAGCAGAUGAAGGCUGGGCAGGUGCACAAAGUGAGGUUGACUAUACGGAACAGCUCAACUUCAGUGAUGAUGACGAACAGUCUCCCAACCAUAAAGAGAAAACAGAAAGCUGGUAAUCUACCUUGCACAUUUGUUUAUUUUUUUUUAAUAUCACAGUGUAAAGUUACAGUAGGAAAUGUAACAAAAUGAGGAACCCUUCCUACUGAAAUGUAUAAUUUGGUGAAUUUUGUAUUUGUGGUUGGCAGUAUAUUUGUGAAAUGUGUAUGCAAUUGUAUCCGUUUUUACUUUUUUGUAUUUUCAUUAAAAUAAUCAUUUUUUUAUAUUCAACAAAA
This is a messenger RNA of Xenopus laevis (African clawed frog), 1591 nucleotides long. It is a transcript of the gene prrc2c.S, whose product is annotated as proline-rich coiled-coil 2C S homeolog. Gene Ontology annotation, biological process: cell differentiation; hematopoietic progenitor cell differentiation. NCBI's taxonomy places the organism in Eukaryota, Metazoa, Chordata, Amphibia, Anura, Pipidae. The record is from RefSeq and is marked provisional.